AUGGUUCUCCUCAACCUGCUGACACUGGGACUAUGGUCAAAGCUCGGGCGUCUGACACACUACGCCGUCGAUGCCGUGCUCAUUUCCACGGUCCUCGCCGGCAUGAAGCGCUCCACUGGCUUGACGCCUAGUUUCAAGACCGACAGAGCUGCUGGCGAAAACAAGGACGUUUCAAAAUGGAUCGACAAGUACCUCGGCGUCGGUGAAUGGGUCAUGGAUCAGUCGGUCGCUAUUGCUGGGUCCAGCGGCUGGUUCGAGAGGUCUCGGUAA
Messenger RNA from Verticillium nonalfalfae, 270 nucleotides. RefSeq lists its product as uncharacterized. The transcript is spliced from 4 exons. Gene Ontology annotation, cellular component: cytoplasm. NCBI's taxonomy places the organism in Eukaryota, Fungi, Ascomycota, Sordariomycetes, Glomerellales, Plectosphaerellaceae. The coding region runs from base 1 to 270 and encodes 89 amino acids. The record is from RefSeq and is a predicted model, not a curated record.